Molecule: messenger RNA, 5502 nt
Organism: Opisthorchis viverrini
Lineage: Eukaryota; Metazoa; Platyhelminthes; Trematoda; Opisthorchiida; Opisthorchiidae
Exons: 12
Coding region: 1-5106 (1701 amino acids)
Biological process (GO): regulation of transcription by RNA polymerase II
Cellular component (GO): transcription regulator complex; cytoplasm; nucleus
Molecular function (GO): DNA-binding transcription factor activity, RNA polymerase II-specific; protein dimerization activity; catalytic activity
Source: RefSeq, a predicted model, not a curated record
AUGUUGGGAGUGACCGUAAGGCAGCUCAUGAGCUUAUCAUUUUGUGAAAGGGAGAGUCACUGUGAGAUCGAACGUAGGCGGAGGAACAAAAUGACCGCCUAUAUAAAUGAGCUUUGUGAAAUGGUUCCGACAUGCAGCUCCUUGGCUAGAAAACCGGAUAAACUGACGAUUUUACGGAUGGCUGUUAGUCAUAUGAAGUCAAUCAGAGGUCAGACUAUUGAGUCAUCGGCUCCGGGCAGGGUCCCCAAAGAAAACCCUACAUUCUCCCACUGCCUCGUGGGUCAGACUUUUGAGUCAGAGGCUAGGGUCAGGGUCCCCGAACAAAACCCUACGUCAUCCCACUGCCUUGUGGGUCAGACUUUUGAGUCGAAGGCUCAAGGUGGGGUACCUCAACCAAACCCCCUUCCUCGGCCUGGGCAACCGGGAAGUAUCAUUUGCCCGCGCAGUUCAGCGUCCACCGAUGUCCCUCCCCAACCCCUUCCCACUGCACAAGCAAACGUCGCUGGGCCAUUUGACUGUCAGUCAUCUGACCGAAGGGCCCUAUGCUCCACGCUGCCUACAAGCCUUAAACAAAAUAACACCUUUCUAAAUCCACGAGAUCCUUUCUAUAUAGGAGCUUUUAACGUCCGUACUCUAUGCCAAAUUGGCAAACAGGCAAUGCUUGCUGAAACCUUGUACUCCCUUAAAAUCGAUGUAUGCUGUGUCUCCGAAACACGCAUACAAGACCCGAGCGUGGUUCUGCAUCUCAGAACGCCAAGGAUGAACCCAGCUCUUUCACAUUUCUCCCUCCGUGUGUCUGGUGACCCAGAAGCGAUGACUCGUGGAAUGUAUGGCGUGGGAGUUGCACUCAGCCCCAGAGCUGAACGCGCUUUGCUGGAUUGGAUCCCAGUGAACAGUCGUCUCUGCGCCGUCCGGUUAUCCAGUUCAAUCAAGCUCAAUGCCUCGCGGCAUAAAAAGCGGUGCCUGUUUGUCGUGUCGGCUUAUGCCCCGACGGACUGCAGUUCUGAUGCGGAGAAGGAUACUUUCUAUCGAGAGCUAUCCAGGCUCAUUCGUCAGGCAAAAAGCACUGACAUUGUGAUCCUUGCAGGCGAUUUGAAUGCUCAAGUAGGUCGUCUGAGCUCCUUGGAAUCACAUUUGGGUGGUCGAUUCGGAGUCGAUGCUCGCCGAACAGACAACGGAGAUCGCCUCCUUCAGUUGUGUGCUGAUCACGAACUGUUUCUGGCAAGUACGAACUUUCAACAUAAACGUUCGCACCGCGUAACCUGGCGGCCGCCAACUACAAAUCAACCGUGGACCCAGUUGGACCACGUGGCCAUCAGUCACCGGUGGAGAGCCACAAUUCAAGACUGCCGUUCCUUCUGGGGCACACCACUUGAUUCCGAUCACGCCAUGGUGCGCGCACGCCUGACAGUUCGUUUCCCUUCAGGCCCUCGCAAGUCGGCAAGAAACGUGCCAAUCCACUAUCUUCGAAGAACUGCCAUAGCUCAACAGUAUCGAUCUGAGCUAGCCCAACAACUCUCCACAGUAAAACAAUACUGUGGUGGCAGUGAACAUGUGGAUGAAGCGUGGCAAAAUGUGAAAGGAGCUAUACUAGCGGCGUUCAGUGCUGCCUGCCCGACUUCUCCAAUUCGACCACAAGACCACUGGAUGUCGUCGAGGUCGUUAUCCAUGAUUGAUGCCAGGAAAGCCAUACCCGCAGGCAACGAGUACGACUGCGCACGCAAAUCCCUCAUACACCAAAUAGUGAAGAGUCUAAGGAAAGGCCGAGUGCUCUGGUGGACAUCGAAAGCUCGGGGGAUGGAGAAGGCUUUUGCUACGGGAAACAGCCGUGCGCUUUAUCAGCUGAUACGAUCGACUAGCCCCAGGAAAGCAAAACAACCAACAAUGGUUGUUUUUCUUGAUCUGAAAGCUGCCUUUGACUCUGUGGACCGGCAAGCACUAUGGCAUUGUCUGUGGACCAAAUGUGUCCCCCAUAAAUUCUAUAACCUCAUUAAGGCGCUGUACGCCAACUCCCGCGGCCGUGUAAAGGUCUACGGGAAGCUCUCUCCUGAGUUCACCACAUCAAGUGGUGUCCGACAGGGUUGUCCUCUUUCACCUUUCCUCUUUAACUUCGUCAUUGAUACGAUCAUGGAAGACUCACUACCAGCCUCUAAUGCCUGUGGGGUCGAAGUGCUCCCUGGGCCUCCGCUCACAGACAUCGAGUACGCAGACGACAUAGCUCUUCUAGGAUCUGACCCCGUGGCAUUGCAAACAAUACUAAAUAAUCUAAAUAAUUCUGCCUCGCGGUUUGGUAUGCGCUUCACACCUGCAAAGUGUAAAGUGCUACUGCAAGACUGGGUGGGCUCGAACCCUAGCCUCAUGCUUGCGGAUGAACCGAUUGAGUUUCGCCUCGUCAGUUGUUUAUUACGGUAUUUUAUUUUUCUUCAUCAAAUAGGCACCGGCAAUACUGGAGUGGAUGGUUCCUACAAACCUUCUUUCCUCUCAGAUCAAGAGUUAAAACAUCUCGUAUUAGAGGCAGCGGACGGUUUCCUCUUUGUGUGUCAAUGCGAUACUGGUCGAAUUAUAUACGUUUCCGACAGUGUUACAGCGGUCCUGAAUCAGACACAGUCGGAGUGGUAUCAACACACACUCUACGAGUUAUGUCAUCCAGACGAUGCCGAAAAGAUUUGUGAACAAUUGACGGGUAAUACUAUGCCAGCCCAGGGUGCUUCAAUCAUGGGACUCACUGAUCGUGCUUCCAACGGCUCCGUAAAAAAUUGCGGUCCUCCAGCUACUCCUCACAAGCCCGUUACUCCCCCCGAACUGAAACAGGGUUCUACCUCCAAUAGUGACUACGCUUCUGGUCGUUUAGGUGUCAGCCAACCAUACACCUCCCCAAACUCCAUUCCUAGCUCGAUGGCGUCGUCUGUUUGUCAAACGCGUAUUCUGGAUCUCAAAACCGGGACUGUGAAAAAGGAGGGCCAUCAAUCUCACAUGCGUGGAGGAAUGGGGGCUCGACGUGGCUUUAUCUGCCGAAUGCGGCUGGGAACGAUUGUUCAUCCCUCAUCACAGUUGGAAUUCGGAACUGGAACUCCCUCGUCAGCCUCAUCUAGAAUUCGGUGGCGCCCUCGGCAGGCGUUUUGUCUAAACUCAGCUGGGCAACCAUCCUAUGCCUUGGUUCAUGUAACCGGUUUUGUCAGACCGCUUACUCCUACACUCAACCCUUCCAAACCAGAAUUACACAUCCCCAACGGUCAGGUCUCUGGAGCUUCGGUCUAUCCCCUUUUUGCCGAUACAACCUGUUGGCCCUUACGUAAAAUUUCUUCACUGGAUCGUCCUCUUAACAAUGUUGUGUUCCAUCCCCUCGCAGAUGGACUUAUUCCUGACGACUCGGAUUUCGGUCACCAAGGUCAUGAUGCCAACGGCAACUGCACGUCGGAACUUGAACAACCAACUGAUCCACAAAUGCCACAUUGUUUGGUAGCGCUAGGGCGACUGCAGAUCAACAACCGACCGGAUGCAGUGGAUUUGUCCCCACGACGUUCCCAUGAAUUUGUUACUCGCCAUUCCGCAGAUAUGCGCAUCACAUUCUGUGACCAACGAAUCAAAAACGUACUUGGACUCGACACAGAUGAAGUUCUUGGUCAGUUGUUCACCGAUCUGAUGCCCUCUAGCAAGGAUAAGGGCAGUUUCCAAGAUAUAUUUGAUCGAGCUUGGAAGUUCAAAGGAGAGGUUUUCUCGUUGCUCAUUCUGCUUCAAGGUCAGGUGUCAAGCGAGCCGGUUUCAGUUCGAUGUAACCUGUUUGCAUUCUCAAAUCCGUUCAACGACGAGGUGGAGUAUAUAGUGUGUACGACAACCUCAUUAAAGGCGCUUCAGUCCAGUGCCUCCGUUUCGUGUGGUACAGCGGCUCUUCGUGGUAAUGUCAUAUCGUCCGGUUCCGAGUCGUUUUCUGAUGCUCAAGCCGACUAUGAAACCGAUCCACUCACGGGACAUCCUCGUAUGAUCCUACCAUUCCACCCUCAGCUUCGAAGCUCCACUCAAUAUGCUGAUUCCACCAUUGCUGAGGGAAGUGGAUACUGGCGACCCCCAAUAGAAUCCUCUAACCAAUUUCAUCCUGUAUUUUCAUCUUUAUCGCAACCAAGUCCACGUGAUCUUCUCAGUCGAUCACAUGCGUCCAACUUCUUAUCUCAGCCUGGUAGUGAGCUCACCCGCGACCAUCCCUCAGAUACCGGAAGCAUUGACAACGGAGGCGAACGUAUCUUAGAUGCUGCGAACCAGGCAUGUGAUACCCACCUGCAACCAACAGCCACCGACAAUUUCGUACCCGUGGUUGAGUGUGAGUAUCCGUCGGAGCCCUACUCAUCACAUGUCGUACGCGGUGGCACGGCUGAUCGAGAAACCGUACACCAAUCUCUGUUUUACGAUGCCGCUAUGACACACCCCACUGAAAAUAACGCGGAUCCUCUCAAUGCAUGUCAGACUUCCGUACUUCCUGGUGGAUGCCUCAUUCGUGCUUCCGACAGCGGGAUGACACGCCCGUCUGCCAUUUGUUAUCUUCCUUCCGCUCCCGCCGGAGAUUCACGCGGCCCAGAUAACACGUCACUUUCCCCGUCACGCCAUUUGGAGUAUUCAUCCGUCACUAGGCCUGUUGCCACCAGUGACCCCUAUCAACCCCCCGGACUGGACCCAUCCUCACGUUCCAGUUUUUAUCCCCGGUCUCCGGUACCGGACUCUACUACCUCUUCGGUAUUCCAUAAUUGGUAUUCCUCAGACUUUCAACCAGUGCAUUUCCCUACCUCAAUAUCAUCAUCUUCCACUACUUCUGACUCUUACCAACAGCCACUACAAACAGGUUUACAUGCUAGUUCGGUGACAGGUAUGUCAUUCAACUACCCUGAUGCGAAUAACACUCAACGUUUGCACCCCCAAUUGCUCCCAAUCCCGUCUGCUAGCAAUAUGGCUAUAGAAAAUGGUCUACAGCCGACUCCUGUCCAAGAACCCUCUUCUACAUACUUUGAAUAUUUCCCUUGUCAGCAGCCCGCUUACACAGCACAAACCCCACUGAGCUCUACCGAUGAGUUCAGACACUUGACUUCCAUUCAUGCAGCAACCGGAGACAUCUCAUAACGCUUUCUUCGGUGCUCUGUACCCUUGUACAGCAUGUUUAUUUUCAGUUUUAGCUUUCAAGUGGUCCAAGGUGUUGAUGCUUUUGCUAUCUGCUCCAUCAUUCCAAGUGUUUUACAUGCGGCAUGUGUCCCUACUAUCAGUGUCUCUCCACCUGACCCGUUCCGCUCGUUUGAGUGCGUCUCAGGUAUAUCAUUGUUAUAUAGUUUCUACUGAGCACCGGGCCGCUCUGAACAAACCCGCGGUUGAGCUGCUGUGUACAUUGAAUUUAUUGUGACGUUUAUGGCCUCUGCUAAACCAUCCACGACUUUGGACGCUUUAUUUCCGCUGCUCUAUCGUUUUUGUGUACUUCCAACCUUUUGUAGGGGGAGUUGCUACUGAAUCCUAUCUCUAUCUGAA